This is a messenger RNA of Pseudozyma hubeiensis SY62, 213 nucleotides long. Its product is annotated as transporter. NCBI's taxonomy places the organism in Eukaryota, Fungi, Basidiomycota, Ustilaginomycetes, Ustilaginales, Ustilaginaceae. The transcript has a single exon. The record is from RefSeq and is a predicted model, not a curated record. Bases 1 to 213 code for a protein of 70 amino acids.
AUGUGGCCGUCAUUCGGAAAGCAGCGCAAUGGCAUGGAGUACGAAAAGCUUAAGCAGCCUCUCCUCGCUGAGGAGAAGAAGAAGCAGGAGGAAGAAGCCAAGGCCAAAGCUGCAGCCGAACAGGCCGCAAAGGUGUCAGAAGUCAUUUCCGAGGAAGUGAAGGACUCGCUCGAUCGUGAUAGGGCUCGCGUUCUUGCCAUGAUGAGGCAGUAA